This is a messenger RNA of Canariomyces notabilis, 2569 nucleotides long. RefSeq names its product flavoprotein. Gene Ontology annotation, cellular component: phosphopantothenoylcysteine decarboxylase complex. Lineage: Eukaryota; Fungi; Ascomycota; Sordariomycetes; Sordariales; Chaetomiaceae. The record is from RefSeq and is a predicted model, not a curated record. Gene Ontology annotation, biological process: coenzyme A biosynthetic process. The coding region runs from base 450 to 2249 and encodes 599 amino acids. Gene Ontology annotation, molecular function: phosphopantothenoylcysteine decarboxylase activity; FMN binding. The transcript has a single exon.
GCCCAGUCCAUCCACAGCAUUGGAUAAUCUGGACGUCAGGCAAACAUUCGAGACCCAAACAUUUAUCAACCAGCAAUCUAACUCACUAGUCACCAUCAGUCCUCCCAGCAGCAACCAUCUGCAUUGGCAGACGACGUUUACUAAUUAAGCGUAUAUUUCCUUCCAGCCUGAAUUCAGCUAUACUCAACUCGCACCAACCGUUGCAGCAUCUAGGUGAUACUCUUGCAUGACGGAUUCGCAAGCUGCUGGCCAAUUUAAUACCCGCUUGAUUGUCAUCAAGGCCCGUUCCCUUGCUUAGCUACAUACUGGGCUUUAGCAUUGCGCAGCUUUCCCGACAGGCAGAACAAGCGCGCCAGCGGAGUGUCAGCUGGUCUCCGCGGUUGAUGACGUCGGGACUGCCCGGCCACCAUUGAUCACGACCCAGUGGCGAUCUACGGUUUCUCACCAAUAUGAUGGAAACUAGCACUAGCUCACAAUGCUCGGCCCUCAAUCGGCGGGUUCCCGUUGAUAGGGCGUCCUUGACCUCAUCCAUCAGCGAGACGCAGCGACCAAGACCUCUGCAUCUCUUGGUUGCCGCCAACGGUCCCCGGGAUGUGGCCUUCGCUGAGGCGAUUGCCAUUCGCCUGUCCAAAGAGUCACAGAUCAUUACACGGGCCGUGGUCGACGAGAUGACACACAGAUUGGCGCAGGAGAUCAUGGUUCUUCAAAAUAAGAGUUUGAAGAAGGGCCUCGCCGAUGGCUCUAGUGCAAAGGACGUCGAGUUCUGCCAGCAGCAAGCAUCUGAGCUGAUAGAAUGGGCCGACCUUCUCGUGCUCGCGCCCAUUGACGCAGACACUCUGGCCAAGAUGAUGUGCGGAAUAUGCGAUACGCUGCUCCUUGAGGUGCUGCGAGGCUGGGAUGCCUCCAAAAGGAUAUUGCUUAUACCCGGAAUGACGUCUCAGAUGUGGGAGAACCCGGUUACCAAGAGGCAGAUGAGCAAGCUGCAUCGCAAGUGGAGCUGGAUCAGGGUCAUGCCGCCCAUCCUCUGGCAUUACGACAAAGGGAGCAGCCCCAAACGCAUCGUCGACUGGAACGGCUUCAAUGAGGUGCUGAGCAUCAUCAAGAAUCAGGCGGAUUUCCUUAAACUGGGCCACGACGUUGAGGUUGGUGCACAGUCAGGGUCGCCCGACCCUUCCUGCCGUAAGGCGCGAAGCAGACUCCCUCCUGAAAUAUGGAGCAUGAUCUUCGAGUUCACAAACGACUGGGAACUGGCAACAUGUCUCGGGGUUUUCACUACCUUGGAGAUGCCUACGAAUCAAGGCUGGAGGCGCGAACCAAAGGACCCCAACGACCCGCUGCAGGUCUUCAUGCACGAAUUGGAGUGGACUCUGCUCACGGCUGACACAGCGGCAGUGUGCAAGAAGCUUUCCGAGGCGCCUCCGUCGUUCCAUGACUUAUCAGCCCUGGCUGUCCACCUCAUCUUCAAAUUCUCCCUGACCGGCGUUCUCACAUAUAUAGAGUCGAAUUUCCCCCACAUCUUCAAGUGUUUCGAUGGCAAGACGAUACCGACCAAAGCGUCUGCAUACUAUGGCCGGACCGACAUCCUCGACUGGUGGGCAAGAUCCCCUUCCUUCCUGGAGAAGCAGUACGAUGCGGAGGCGCUGAACGGGGCGUCCGGGAGGGGGUUCGUCCACGUUUUAGAAUGGUGGCGGUGCUCAGGUCUGCCGCUCAAGUAUACCGAGGCGGCCUUCGAGAUGGCGAGCUCGAAAGGCCACGUGCAUGUCUUGGAGUGGUGGCGAGAAGCGGGCAGGCAAGACCCGUCCAUCGAGCCUAAGCCCGGCCGCUCGCUCCUGGCUGCCGCUCAGUGUGGCCAAUUGGGGGUGAUUCGGUGGUGGGAACAGAGCGGGAUCCCAGUGGGACACCAGGACGCCGUGUGCAAGACGGCGAGCCGGUGGGGUCAGGUCAAGGUGCUGGACCUAUGGCGCCAGCUGCGGGGCGACGAUAAACUUCAGUUUGAUAAUCAGAUCCUCAUCGAGGCAACCCAGCACGCCCAUAUCCCCGUGCUCGAGUGGUGGCGCAAGUAUGCGCACGGAGAGCUUCCCGGAAUGGAAGAUGGCAAAGGCGUUCGGGUUGAGUACAAGACGAUGGACGUUGAGGAGGCGCUGGAGGACUCGAUGGGGGACCAGACAAAGGUCCGCAGAUGGUGGGCAGAGAACGGGCUUAAUCUGGGACUGGGAACGAGCGAGUGGAUGAAGACACGGUCCCUGUGAGAGAGGUUGUGGGGAUGCCUGUGUUUGCAGUAAUAUGGCGCAGCUAAUGGAGGAAUUGGAAAAUCUGCUAUAUGGAGAGAGACUUCGAAUGGGGUUAUAGGUUAUCGGGACUUGGCAGGGCACAUGGUGGGACAAAGGUCGUAUACAGGUGCUGGGAAUGGGAGACAGACAUGUAUUCUGGAGUAUAGGUAUGUCUGGCGGAACGGAAAAGAUGCCAUGGGUUUUAAUCGAAUUUCGCCGGGUUACUGGGUAUCAUCCUCCUCAAAACAUCAAUCUGCCGUAUCUGGCCCUUGUUCUUCAAUUCAGCAAUGCCUCUCCGG